AUGCGUAUCGAAGCUCCCCUUGACUGCGAUCUUUGCACUCAAGGCUCCAACGAUUGCUAUGCCCUCAAUCAUAUCCAAUCGGAGAUUCAAUCGGUGGAGCACGGUCUUCAUGAUGCGAUCCUCCUGGCCAUUCCUCUGGGCAAAAGCCAGUUUGACUUGACGGUUGAAUGGACCACUGCUAGUCGAAUCAGAGACCACUUCACUGACAUAAGUCAUUUGCGUCUGUUGAGUUCUGAUCCUCUCUUCGCCGCCGAAAUCGGUCGUUCGUCUUCGGAGACCGCAUUUGCUGCUUUGACGCAAAUUAGACGUCAAUACAACCUGGCGGCGAGUUCAAUUUACAAAUCAAAUGACCCACGCCGCAUCCGCUGGUUCGAGACUGAAACCAAACACAUUGAAGGUCUCCUGCAGGUUUACCAACAGCAGUGCGUCGACCUAGCGGGAAUGUCUUUUCGUAUCGAGUAG
This is a messenger RNA of Penicillium nucicola, 462 nucleotides long. RefSeq lists its product as uncharacterized. Bases 1 to 462 code for a protein of 153 amino acids. The record is from RefSeq and is a predicted model, not a curated record. The transcript has a single exon. NCBI's taxonomy places the organism in Eukaryota, Fungi, Ascomycota, Eurotiomycetes, Eurotiales, Aspergillaceae.